Molecule: messenger RNA, 1032 nt
Organism: Dovyalis caffra
Lineage: Eukaryota; Viridiplantae; Streptophyta; Magnoliopsida; Malpighiales; Salicaceae
Source: the annotation of a GenBank genome assembly
AUGGUGUAUUCUCUUGAAAGAGAAGAGAGCGCAAUGGCGAUGGGACAAGAGAGAUCAAAACCGCCGCUUCAUAAUUUUGAUCUUCCUUUCUUGAAGUGGGGGAAUCAAAGGCAACUCCGCUGCAUGAAAAUUCCCGACUCCACUACGGCCGCCGCCGCGGUGCGGGACAACAAGAACGAGAACAACGGAGGGAGAUUCUCAUUUGAGCGACAGCGCAGCAGCAACCGAUCUCCACCGACGAAAUUAGGCAAUUAUGAUACCCGGCGGUUCAAGGCGCCGAGGGAGAGAUUCGGAGGAGUGGAGGAAGGGAUUGAUGCGGUGAGGGAGAAGAUCAUGCUUGAUCUGAAAACGGCGGCGAAUAAGAUGAAAGACAAGAUUUUAAGGAAAGAAGUGUCGGAUGAUGACAGUGAAAUCGAAGAGGAGCAAUCUCUUCAAUCUCAGUCUCAGUCUCCGCAACGGUCUGUGGUUGCGGCGGUUGAGGAAACACGGGCGGAGCAGGAGGUGAGGCCGUGGAAUCUGAGGACGAGGAGAGCCGCGAUUGGUGGAGGUGGGAAUUCAAUUCUAGGGAAAGCGACUAGUAAUAAUUGUUCGCCUUUAAGAAGCGACAGUACUAAAUCGCCGAGAUUAAGAGGAGAUAAGAGAGAUAAAGAGGAGAAAGAGAAGGAGAGAGUGAAGUUUUCGGUGCCGUUAUCGAAGAAGGAGAUCGAGGAGGAUUUCAUGGCGAUAUUGGGCCAGAGACCUGCUCGUAGACCCAAGAAACGGCCCAGGAUUGUGCAGAAGCAGAUGGAUGCUUUGUUUCCUGGUUUAUGGCUAAUGGAGGUUACUGUUGAUACAUAUAAGGUGCCGGAGUUGCCGGAGGGCGGAAAGGUGAAAGUUAGCAAUGCUAGUGGUGGUCUUGGUUCGAGGUUCAAAUAUCAAGGCUUCUGUUUGCUGAAUACUCUAUCUCAACGUUUCUGGUAUACUCCAAACAAAGUUGACAUCGAUGCAGCAAAACAUGUGACGAAUGAGGGCAUUGUUGCUCGAGAAGAAUGA